Messenger RNA from Amoebophrya sp. A120, 2935 nucleotides. NCBI's taxonomy places the organism in Eukaryota, Dinophyceae, Syndiniales, Amoebophryaceae. The record is from the annotation of a GenBank genome assembly.
CACGUAUCAGCCGGUGUGGAGCAUUGUGUUCUCGGAUUUGAACGGAACACUGGAAGACACAAACGCGCUCCUCGCGGCCUCGCGACGCUGCAACACGGGAUUCAACACGCACCUGGCCAACCGCCAGCACACGCUGCCCGUCAUCCUCAAGGCUGAGCACGAGUGGAGCGCCGCCAUUCUGCGGAUGUGUGCGGGCAAAAAUAAUAUCAACAAGGGCACAACCGCGACCGCUCCCUCUGCAGAUAUGAAAUCACCGUUCGGGGCGAGAACAGCAAGAGGCUGCAGUUCAUCGUGCGGGGCGGAAACUGGAACUCAAGUCGAGCAAGACGUUUUGGAACAUGGUGUGGGAGAAGUGUGCAAUGACCAGGAGCUUGCUGUUGAGAAUUUUUCCAGCGGGGCUGCGCUGCGUGUACGGCAAAUAAAGGGAGAUGAAGUACUACUCCCUCUGGAUGACGACGACGUGAACAUGAAGACGUGCAAACACCCGUUGGAAAACCUCCUGCACGUCCGGUGCAAGCAGUUUUACAAGAUGAAGUAUUUCGACGAGUGUCGGGAGGAGACGAAACGGGCCAACCACGAGAACGACGGGUUUGUGUUCACCCCCUUGCACGAACCGUACCGGUGCCAAACAGUCAAGACGGCUUUCAAGUGGAAACCCAUGGAGCUGAACACGGUCGAUUUUCUGGUGCGGUUUUCGUCCGCGCAGGAAAGUGAUGAAGAAGAGAUAAGCGAUCUACAAACCGAUUUGGAGGACGAAGCGGAGGACUUUUCUUGCAACACUUCGGCUGAAGAGGAAGUGGAUGUGGAUUGUGACGACGUGGAAGACGAAUCUGAUGAUAGUGCAGAAGAUCGUGAUGUGGAAAAGAAAUCAAGGUCGUGGUCUCUUUCGGGCGAUAGGAGCAACUCGGACCACCUGGAUAGGGAUGAUGAUGUAGUUCUCGAAGAUGACAGUCACGACCUCGAAAACGACGACGAAAUGGCAGAAAUAAACGCAGAUGAGGGCUCCACUCUGGAUUUUCACCAAGACCAGCUGGAAGAUGUAGGGCAUUGUCAUUUAGCCCGCAAGCGCAAGCGACAUGAACGAGAAAAGAACAGCAGCAACAGCGAGCAAACGCAAAAUAAAGCGGCGGAGAAGGACGGAAAAGCAUCUUCGCGACGAAAGCGACGGCAAAGGAGGAGCGAAGGAGUGACCAGAAGUCCUAAAAGAACCAGACGGAGUCGGCGAACCUCCACUAGCGCUGUCAAAACGUCGUCAUCCUCCUCCGAUGCGGACCUGAUCAAUCAGAUGCUGAAAAUGGAAGAAGGAGGAGCAAAUCUCCAUGCAGACGAAGAAAUGAUUACACCCGCUUCGUCCCUUCUUUCCCUCGACCUUUUCAUCGUGGACAACAAUGAGUUUGUGAAGUUUGGAACCUGCAAGUCCAUAUCAAAUGUACAAAUGUCUGGGUCUGGAAGAAUGCAACUUGUGACGCUGGAUUUGGAUUCCAAAAAAAAUCUGUAUUGCAUGAGUACCAUAAGGGAAUGUAAUUCUUGCUACGCGGAGAGGGCAUUUGUCAUGCGGAAUAGGCAUCAAGAAGCUCUCAAAAAAUCUGUGAUGCUAGGGCGUGCAUCACAGACAUCAGGGCUCAUGCAAAACGUGCAUGACAAGUGUCAGAAUCUUCCAGACCCAGACAUUUUUACAUUUGAUAGUCCACCAAAGAGGAGGUGCUUGCGAAAGUCUUCGACUUGGUCUGGGCAGAGGAGGAGGAAAGAAAAAGAAAUAUGAACAGCACUGCAAAUCGUGAAGAGCAAAACAGCUGUCCUUCCCUCGCUUCUGGUUCAGGUUUUACGCACAAGAAGCUGCGGCAGUGGGACGUUGCGGCCAGGCUGAUGAUGGAAAACCUUUUCUGCAAGCAACGCACUAGAGCUUACACUGCGGAACAAAAUAAAACAAAAACUGGGCCUGACGUCGAGGUCGAGGUUCUUGUUGAUCAGCGCAAAAACAACAAGCCUUCCUCCGGCAGUUCUUCGUGUCCCGGUGACACCACCUCGUCCUAUGGUAGCGUCUGGGAGUGCCGGUUCGACCAAGCGCGAGACGGGUUUUGCCUCUACAAGUUGCGGAACGACAAGGCCUUUCCGAAUGCGAAGUACACCGUGGACCGGGUGAUCGACGCGAUUCGGGACGACUUGACGGUGGAGGACAUUCAGAGGAAAAUUCGCGAAAGUUGUACCGAAGAAGAAAUCACGUUACCUGACCAGACCGACAACGUUUUGGCGGAGGAGAAGUCCACUUCAGGAGGUACUUCGUCGAAAAAGCCUCAUGUGAUGAAAAACCAAAACCGUCCAGGACGAGGAGGAGGUCACUCGGCCGAGGACAACGGUGGAGCAGCUGUGGAACAGAGCAGCAAGAUGAAGGGGCGUCAAGACAAGAGCAGUAAGGGAAAUUCUGCUUCCGGCUCCGGGCCGACAAGUAGAAGUAGAGCAAAAAGAACCACAACUAGAACUGGUAUUGAUACCAAAAAGGACCACGACAAGCACGACGAGGAUGAUUAAAAAGCCGCAUGCAUGGAGGUCUCUUACAAUGAUUCAGCAGCGGUGAAUAAAAAGUAGUGCCGUGAAUAUAGACCAUAUAGUAGUGGACAAGAGACCAGCAAGUACUUAGUAGAGAGGGCAAAAUGCCAUUGACGUUUUACUCUUCAAGGGACCGGCUUGUGGUGUGUAGAAGACGCAACAUAUAUCAGGUGGAAAAGAGCUCAACAGCCUCACUUUUAACAGGUGACGCCCUGAGCAAGAUGAACACGCGACAAAAAUACAAAAGCGACAUGGCGACAUUGAUGGUGGCAUAUUUAUAAAGUAGUGGCUGUAACAAGAGUAAGUAUAGUUUUCCAUAAUUCUUGGUGCGACAACUGGAACUUCUGCGCAUGAUCAUGAUUGUACGAUGAAGAAUUGAAGUGCGAAG